This is a messenger RNA of Cryptococcus wingfieldii CBS 7118, 387 nucleotides long. RefSeq names its product microtubule binding protein. Gene Ontology annotation, molecular function: phosphatidylethanolamine binding. The record is from RefSeq and is a predicted model, not a curated record. NCBI's taxonomy places the organism in Eukaryota, Fungi, Basidiomycota, Tremellomycetes, Tremellales, Cryptococcaceae. Gene Ontology annotation, biological process: cellular response to nitrogen starvation; macroautophagy. The transcript has 5 exons. Gene Ontology annotation, cellular component: fungal-type vacuole membrane; autophagosome; cytosol. The coding region runs from base 1 to 387 and encodes 128 amino acids.
AUGGUCAGGAGCAAAUUCAAGGACGAGCACCCCUUCGACAAGAGGAAGGCGGAAGCAGAGAGGAUCAGGCAAAAGUACCAGGACCGUAUUCCGGUUAUCUGCGAAAAGGCCGAGAAGAGUGAUAUCCCGACAAUCGACAAGAAGAAGUAUCUCGUCCCCGCUGAUCUCACGGUCGGCCAAUUCGUCUACGUCAUCCGCAAACGUAUCAAGCUCGCCCCCGAAAAGGCCAUCUUUAUCUUUGUCGACGAUAUCCUCCCGCCCACGGCGGCUCUGAUGAGUUCGAUCUAUGACGAGCACAAGGAUGAGGAUGGAUUCCUUUAUGUGCUGUAUGCGUCGGAGAAUACGUUUGGCGAGCUCGAGCAGUACGCUGUCGAGGAUUUCGAGUAG